AUGCUGCGCUUGUACGACAUCAACACAACUCUGAUCGGGAUUCGCCGACCUUAUGCCAAGCCACUCCAGUACCUUACACUUGCCCUGGUCCAGACCUGUCAGUCCUGGGAAACUAUCGAGACGCAAGUGAAGGCAAUGGCCGGCAAGAAAAAGGCCUGGCAUCGGUUCAUCUUUAGGGCAUGGCAAGGGAGCCGGAUCGCUCACGAUGAGGGCGUGAGGAGGAGUCAACGUGCUUUCCUGGAUUCAUUUAAGAAGAUCGGACAGUAG
This is a messenger RNA of Penicillium verrucosum, 267 nucleotides long. RefSeq lists its product as uncharacterized. The record is from RefSeq and is a predicted model, not a curated record. The coding region runs from base 1 to 267 and encodes 88 amino acids. NCBI's taxonomy places the organism in Eukaryota, Fungi, Ascomycota, Eurotiomycetes, Eurotiales, Aspergillaceae. The transcript has a single exon.